Messenger RNA from Drosophila busckii, 3045 nucleotides. Its product is annotated as paired box protein Pax-6. Gene Ontology annotation, molecular function: DNA-binding transcription factor activity, RNA polymerase II-specific; RNA polymerase II cis-regulatory region sequence-specific DNA binding. The transcript is spliced from 9 exons. The record is from RefSeq and is a predicted model, not a curated record. NCBI's taxonomy places the organism in Eukaryota, Metazoa, Arthropoda, Insecta, Diptera, Drosophilidae. Gene Ontology annotation, biological process: anatomical structure development; regulation of transcription by RNA polymerase II. Bases 61 to 2760 code for a protein of 899 amino acids.
GAAAUCGCUGCGAUAACCGCGCUACUAUAACUACUAUAUCCCACAUAUCAUUAAUUCAUUAUGUUUACACUUCAACCGAAUCCGGCUACGAUAGGAGCAGUGCCCUGGUCAGCUGGGGCUCUUAUUGAAAGGUUGCCGACUUUAGAUGAUAUGUCCCAUAAAGACAAUAUUCUUGCUAUGAGAAAUCUGCCCUGCUUGGGCGUUCCAAGUGGCAGCGGCCUGGGCGGUAUUGGUGGGAAGGCCACUACAACUGUUCCGAUGGCAGCCCCGGACGCGACCACAGUUCCACAACCACAUUCAACAUCAUCGUACUUUACUACUACAUAUUACCACUUAACAGAUGAUGAAUGUCACAGUGGGGUAAAUCAAUUGGGUGGCGUUUUUGUAGGAGGUAGACCAUUACCCGAUUCCACCCGACAAAAAAUCGUGGAGCUUGCGCAUUCUGGAGCUCGACCUUGUGAUAUUUCUCGGAUUCUUCAAGUUUCUAAUGGAUGCGUUAGUAAAAUUUUAGGGCGUUAUUACGAAACUGGAAGCAUUCGUCCACGAGCCAUUGGAGGCUCUAAGCCACGCGUUGCAACUGCUGAAGUUGUUAGUAAGAUAUCACAAUACAAACGUGAAUGUCCUAGUAUAUUUGCAUGGGAGAUUCGCGAUAGAUUAUUGCAAGAAAAUGUUUGCACAAAUGACAACAUACCCAGUGUGUCAUCAAUAAACCGAGUGUUGAGAAAUUUGGCGGCACAAAAGGAGCAACAAAGCGCGGUCCCAACUACAACCAAUGCCAAUUUGAGUCCAAACAGUGGUGUUUGUAAUAAUAAUGACAAUGGUGGGGAAGGUACCCUUGGCAACAAUUUACAAGUAGCCGGUGGAUCGGGAUUAAGCUCCACGAGUGAUGUGAAACAGACAGCCACUCCAUUAAACUCGUCAGAGAGCGGCGGGGCUAGUAAUUCUGGAGAAUGUAGCGACCAAGAGUCCAUUUAUGAAAAACUACGUAUGCUGAACACACAUCACUCUUCAGCAAUAGAUCCACCAUCUGCUCCGAUGGCAUCUGCUCUUCAUGGUCAACACCAUAUUUCGACCGGGUCAAAUCAUUUUGGCGCACAUCAUCAUUCGCAUGUGAACCAUCUACAUGGCCACCAUCAGCAGACCCAACAGGGCUGGCAGGCUCGUCAUUAUUCAACCGGUUCCUGGUAUGCGGCUCCUCUUAAUGCAAAUGAUAUUCCUUCAUCUUCCUGCUUAAUAUCCGCGGGUGUAUAUGGAAGCAGUGCCGUGGGAGCUGUACCUGGUCCUAGUUCCAGUCAUCCGUUGACUCCGCCCAGCGAUCUAGCAAGUCUAUCAGCGUCAACCACUCACAUUAACAAUUCCACUAUAAACGCUGACGAUGUAAUGCUGAAAAAGGAGAUCGAUGGCCACCAGUCAGACGAAACGGGCUCUGGUGAAGGGGACAAUUCUAAUGGUGGUGGAUCCAAUAUUGGAAAUAGUGAAGAUGACCAAGCGCGAUUAAUUCUAAAAAGAAAAUUGCAAAGAAAUCGAACAUCAUUCACAAAUGAACAAAUUGAUAGUCUAGAAAAAGAGUUUGAAAGAACUCAUUAUCCGGACGUUUUCGCGCGAGAGCGAUUAGCGGGAAAGAUUGGAUUACCUGAAGCAAGGAUACAGGUUUGGUUUUCAAAUCGUCGGGCUAAAUGGCGUAGAGAGGAAAAACUACGUAAUCAACGGCGAACUCCAAACUCAACCGGAACGAAUGGGGGCACAUCGUCUUCAACGUCAGCGACAGCAUCCAUGACUGACAGUCCAAACAGUCUGGGCACGUGCUCUUCAAUGUUAGUUGGAUCUGCAAACAAUGCGCUUAAUGGGCUAUCAUCGCCAAGUUCAAUUGUGGCACAAACGGUUAGAGCUGAUACCCCCUCUUCCGAUGCUGCGCACCACGCACGUGCAGGAGGUCUAGCACAUAAUAUUCCCGCUAGUCGUUUGAGCGACGAUAGGGGUAACGCUUGCUCCCCGAGCUUGGGAAUUGCUGAUCAGCAGCAUCACCAUCAUCACGCGCCCCAUUCUCUUGUUCCACCUAUAUCACCACGGCUCAACUUCAACAGUGGAUUUAGUGGGUCCAUGAGCACCAUGUAUUCGAAUAUGCACCACACCGCGAUAUCAAUGAGUGAAGGAUAUGGAUCUCAAAACUUUAGUCAUGCGCCAAUACUGGCGUCACCUUCGACAGUAUCCCAACAAAGAGAGCUAACACCGCCCUCUAUGUAUCCCUGUCAUAUGUCACUGCGCCCACAACCUAUAACAUCACACCACAUUCUUGGUGUUGGGGUAGGCGUCGGAGGUGUUGCAACUGGAGGCAGCACUGCCUGUAAUAGUCCUACUGUUAACAUUGUUAACCCGCAUCCAAACAGCAAUAAUGUCACUAGUUACGAGAUGCUGUCUGCUUAUGGAUUACCUCCCACGCAAGCCCAGCCUCAAACUUCGACAGCUUCAGCUACAUCAACAUCUGAAGAAAAUACGAAUUCUAUAACCCAUCAUCACAAUAUAGAACAACGUCAAGCAGCUUGUAGUCCAAAUCAAAUAAGUGUAUCCGGAGGCAGUUUUGGCUCUGAAAAUAUAUCGGCAACAUCACCGUCUAUGCCAUCAUAUGCACACAUGAGCUACAAUUAUGCAGCUGCAGCUGCAGCCAAUAGCAUAACACCGUCGGGGAACAGUAAUCCGGGAUCGCAUGGGUCGGGAAAGCAACAGUUCUUUGCUUCCUGUUUCUAUUCACCGUGGGUUUAAUUUAUGAUAUUCGAGUGGAAAGAGUAGAGUUAGAAAGACUACAAGUUGGGUGAGAUAAUCUAGCCUCCUCCAACUAUGACUAUGAUUAUGAUAUUAUGCUCGUUAGCUGUACUAUAAUUAUGUACUUAAAAUAUUACAUGCAAAUCGAAUUUACAUAUCUCUAAUUCAAUAUUUAAAAUAACUCAUCCAACGUAAGCCAUCAAGGUUGUCGAAACUGUUUACAUAUGUAUGUAUAUACCGCUCGUGGAAUCACCCAGUAAAGUAACCGAAAUAAAUGUGAAUAAA